UUCAAGCAAUCUCUUGGCUGAAUCUCUGAGAUCUAGCCUCAUCGGUUAUCAGGGUUGUGGAUCCAGGCAGGGCAGGUUACCCGCCGCUGCUCCGCAUCUUGAAGUCCAGUCGGACUACUUUAUUCCAAAAAUGCAUCAACCGGCCGCCCACUUGGAGACUUUCCACGGUAAAUGUGUGUGGGGUAUUGAGUUAGUAUAGCUACAAGGGAAGCUUCCUCUUCAUUGUCUUCACGAAAUACCUCUCGUCUUUUCGGGGAUCUGGUGGACACCGGGCAAUCAUCCGACAUUUCCCCUCGCCUCUUAGACCAAGGGUUGCAGGUAAAAAGUCUUUCGGAGUUGCUGAUACAUGAUUUCAGUGUCUAACAACCUCGUUCCUCUCGCUAUCAUCAAAGGCGCUGGCCACGAGUUCAUCCCCCUUCCCCAGGGCGAGAACGCAACUACAGCCGAUUUCCACUCAAUCCGGACCAAGACUGAUUCAUUCCCCUCAUACUUUACCUCUGGAUUCUAUAAGAUCGAGGCGGGGCCGCAAAGACCGGCACACUACACUUUUUAGGAGACCAAGUAUGUCCUCAAUGACCAGAUUGAUAUUUUGGACGAGGCUACUGGAAUCACCCAUCACCUAGUCCCAGGAGACUUUACUUUCCUCCACGUCGGAUCCAAGGUCAAGUUCUCGACCAAGUCCUACGGUUUGGCCUUCUACACCGUUACUCGACCUGUUCGAAACCUUCACCCUAACCUGAAAGACCGAGAGGAAAAAGCCAGG
Messenger RNA from Aspergillus ruber CBS 135680, 763 nucleotides. RefSeq lists its product as uncharacterized. The record is from RefSeq and is a predicted model, not a curated record. NCBI's taxonomy places the organism in Eukaryota, Fungi, Ascomycota, Eurotiomycetes, Eurotiales, Aspergillaceae. The transcript has 3 exons. Bases 347 to 553 code for a protein of 68 amino acids.